Rana temporaria (common frog) is the source of this 3506-nucleotide messenger RNA. It is a transcript of the gene P2RY14, whose product is annotated as purinergic receptor P2Y14. Gene Ontology annotation, cellular component: membrane. Gene Ontology annotation, molecular function: G protein-coupled purinergic nucleotide receptor activity. The record is from RefSeq and is a predicted model, not a curated record. The transcript has 3 exons. Gene Ontology annotation, biological process: G protein-coupled receptor signaling pathway. Bases 1076 to 2083 code for a protein of 335 amino acids. Lineage: Eukaryota; Metazoa; Chordata; Amphibia; Anura; Ranidae.
CCUCUAUUUUCAGGGUAAAAAAAGUGAGUGUUAUACGCCAAUAAAUACAGUAUGUUAUGAUUAAGUUAUUGCACAAACAGAUACUUUAAUUUAGGUCCAGAAAACAAACUAUUGAUUAUAUUACAUACUAUGCAUCAAUUAAAUGGAAAAGGUAUUUAUUUGUUAACCACUGAUAUAGCUAUAUUGCCCUACAGCAAAGACCAUUACUAAGUCAUAACUGGUACUGUUAUACUAUUGAUGCAAUGUACUGUACUCGAUUAGUAUAGUGUAGCUACAACAAUGGACAAAAGGGGAGUGCCCGACUCCAGUGUAACAGUGGAGCUGGAUUACACAGAUGAGUUCCCUCUCAGGACUGGGAAAGCGCAGGCAUACAUCUACCUGGGGAAACACGAUCACAGCUAAUCACACUAUAAAUAGGAUUCAUCUCUACCUACAAAAACUGUACUGCCUGAUUUAUCACCAAACAGAAGAACUCAACAAUCUGAACAACCGAGGCAAAGAAAAUGAACCUCAAGCAUCAGUUACAGUCAUAAACAAAACCUGAAAAGAAGCAAAGCUCCUACUGGAAGCAAUCAGAGGCCACAGAAAACAUUAAACCAAGGGAAGAUAAUUCAGCAUUGAGGAAAAAUUUCCACCUGGACAGAAAUACAUCUACUGGGAAAUGAUCUACUCCUAUCCCUAAACACAACACAUCCAAUACAAACAACUUCCACUAAGUUUUUAGUGCUUCAGAAAUAAGUUAAUUGGAAUUCUACAAGCAUAACAAAAGAGCUUUUGUUCUCCGUGAUCAUAGUUAUGGAUACUUGCCAUAUUCCUAUUUAAAAUGAAUAUCACAUUUGACAAGGCAGAAGACUCACCCUGAUGUGAAAAAAGAAGGCAAUCAACAUCCGAAUUAACCAUAAUUUGUUUACUGCAUUUUUUAUCUGCACCUUUUUAACUAAAAGCUCACAAAUUAGAUUGGGAUCCAUUAGGAGCAAGCAUCAAUUCCCGUUAUCAUUCUGCACAUAUCUCAACUAUUGUUAGUGCUGUAAUAAAAUAGUCAAUUAAAAAAAAUACAUCUAUCUUGAAUUUCAAAAUGAAUAAUUUCACAGAAUCUAAUUUGAAUAAUUCAGGAAGUAGAUGCUAUCCAAAUGCAGAUGUAGUAACCAAGGUUCUGCCCACCAUGUACACUUUUGUUUUUAUCAUUGGCUUCUUCUUAAAUGGGAUGAACUUGUGGAUUUUCUGCUACAUUCCCAGUAACAGGAGCUUCAUCGUCUACUUGAAAAACAUUGUGAUUGCUGACCUUUUAAUGACUCUGACAUUUCCCAUGAAAAUAAUAAGCGAUGCUGGAUUAGGAAAUUUGCAAUUACGUCUGUUUGUCUGCAGAUACUCAGCAGUUGUGUUUUACCUGAAUAUGUACAUUGGAAUCAUAUUUUUGGGGAUUCUUGGCUUUGAUCGUUAUUAUAAGAUUGUGAGACCCAUGAAUAACUCUUCCUUUCAAAAUGUAUAUCACAGUAAGAUCAUCUCAGCAUUGAUAUGGGCAGUCAUGGCUUUUAUCUCUAUCCCAAAUAUGAUACUGACCAACCAAACUGUUAACCAAACAACAAACCCAUCUUGUGCCAAACUAAAAAGCUAUCUGGGCAUCCAAUGGCAUCAGGCUUCUAAUUAUAUAUGCAUAAGUAUAUUUGUUAUUGUGCUUAUCCUUCUUCUUACAUUUUAUGCUUCAAUAUCAAGGAAAAUAUACCGAUCUCACCAAAGGUUCAAAAGAGGUUCAAAUGCUGGCAGAAAGUCUACGAGGAAUAUAUACAGUAUUUUAGUUGUGUUCUUCAUCUGUUUUGUUCCUUACCACGUUUGCCGAAUUCCAUACACCAUAAGCCAAACUGCCACCAAAGGUUACAGCUGUCAAGAUCAAAACAAUCUGUUUUAUGUCAAAGAGAUGACACUGCUUUUAUCAGCUGCCAAUGUAUGUCUUGACCCUAUCAUUUAUUUUUUUAUGUGCCAACCUUUUCGACAAAUGCUCUUUAAAAAACUGCACAUAGAAGACAAACUUAAAGAAACAGAGAAGACUUUUAGAGUGUCCUCCACACAGCCUGGAUUAGUAUAAGUCACGCAUUCGUAUGGUGAAUCCAUACAUUAACAUAGGAGGUAUUUAUAGGGAAAGUGAGAAAUGAAAGAAAAGCCAAGGUAUAAAACAAACUAUUAUUCUGUAGGCUGAGUGAAAGCUGGAUUAAUACUCUUGGAAAAAACAUCUCGCUUUUCAUCGGACAGUGACUUGUAAAAAUGAUCCUUCUCUGUAUCUGCACUUGCAAUGCAAAACACAAGAUGCUCCCUCUAAACAGAAUGUGGUCAUUCAGGAACCAUCAGGAGUUUAAUGAGCAUGCCCUAGUACAAAGCAGUGUAAUAACUCAUGAAUACCUACAGAAAUGUUAUGGAGUUAAAUGUGGACAUUGGAACUAUCUGAGUGUUGUAAUUCCUAAAAGGGAGAAGAAAACAUCCCCAAAGAGAGCUUAGGAAAUGCAUGUAGCAUGUUAUUUGUGUAGGCUCCCAGUGGCUGACUGGAUAUCCGCUGCCCUAAAUGUUGCCAAUGGAUGGGUUUAAAUGUAAUUUCAUCAUAACAGAAAUGGUAAUUGAUUGGCUAAUUGUUGACUACAAAAUUCCACAAAUCUUGAUUCAUAAGAAUAUACACUUUUCUUAUGAAGACCCAUAGAAGAAAGCAAGGUAAUACAAAUGUUUAACCAAGGGCUGGUUUUCUUACUGUCUAUAAUCUUACAAUCUUAGGCCCUGGUCCAUUCUGCUUGCUAUACAACUAGCUUGUUAGCCAUUUUUGGUUCUAUCUUCAUAAGAUAUACGGUAUGUAGACUCAAUUAAAAAAAAAAAAAGCUUAACCAUCAGAUUUUUGAAAAAUUGUCAGAGUUCAAUUAGAUGUUAAAACUACAGUCAAAUGGCAUAAAACAUUAAUCGUUAUCCUUGUAUAAAGUUUGUAGAAUUGAGCCUGAUACUUAAUUGAAUGUUAUUUUGUAAUAGUGAUCUGCCCAGAAACAAACAAAUCAUCUAAAAGGAAGAGUGACAAAGAUGAUUUUUUUUCUCUUGAAAGCAUUAAUGGCUGGAAAUACUUGGCGAUCGUAGUUAUUUUACUUAUCAGUGUUAGUAAAAGACACUUAUCGGACAGUUUAGACAAUUAAAACUGAAACCCUGUCUAAAAGAAGAUACUACCAAAUAAAAACUGUUGAUUUAGGGAGUCAUUUACAACAAACAGUGGAUAUCUAUAGCUGCUCUACACUAUACAUAGUUAGGCUACUCCACACCACACACCCUGUAUUUUUCAACCAUUCAUAAAAGGCCAGCCAUGGUUUAAAUCCUGUUGUACAUCAAGGAAAUCUCUCUGCCUAAUCUAGCAGAGAGAAUUCUGCGGGUGGGUGAGAGGCCAGCCAUUUGAUCUUGACAGUUCAGAUGACCAGGCUCACCUCAAAUUUUUAUUUAUUUAAGUUUUUCAUAUUUAUUUUAAUAAAAAGCAUAGCUGUGUUUUA